Molecule: messenger RNA, 3602 nt
Organism: Pseudophryne corroboree (corroboree frog)
Lineage: Eukaryota; Metazoa; Chordata; Amphibia; Anura; Myobatrachidae
Gene: SNX11
Product: sorting nexin 11
Exons: 6
Coding region: 180-674 (164 amino acids)
Biological process (GO): intracellular protein transport; vesicle organization
Cellular component (GO): endosome
Molecular function (GO): phosphatidylinositol phosphate binding
Source: RefSeq, a predicted model, not a curated record
GACGCCGGGGAGGGGAGGUUGACUUCACGUGCGGCAAUGCCGGGGAGACGUGACCCGCUCUCAUCGCUGAAUGCACUCCGCUCGUACUACACUCGGAAGUGAUCAUCGGAGAAACAGAUGAGACGAGUGGUGGCGGAUGGGUUCCGCGUGAGACCCUCUGAUGAGGCUGCUGCGGUGUAAUGAUGCUUCAGAGUAACCUAGCUGAGGAGGAGUUUGUUACUGUACGUGUACAGGACCCAAGGUUGCAGAAUGAGGGAUCAUGGACCUCCUACGUGGAUUAUAAAAUAUUUCUUCACACAAACAGCAAGGCGUUCACUGCCAAGACAUCCUGUGUGAGGAGACGGUACCGGGAGUUUUUUUGGCUGAGAAAGCAGCUUCAGAAAUAUUCUGGAUUAGUGCCGGUCCCUGGACUCCCGGGAAAACUUCCGUUUCACAUGGGGUGCAGUGACGAUUUUAUUGAGUGCAGGCGACAAGGACUUCAGCAGUUUUUGGAACAAGCUGUACAGAAUAUGGUCCUUCUGUCGGAUAGUCAGCUGCACCUCUUCCUGCAGAGCCAGUUGGCAGUGGCUGAGAUUGAGGCCUGUGUCCAAGGGCGGCGAUCAUACACUGCUACUGAAGCUAUCCUGAAUUAUGCCAUAUCCAACAGAGGCUGGGCCCAGGAGGAAACUGAAUAGUUAGCGGCAUCUAAACAAGAAGAGAGGACCUUGAAGUUAAAUUUGUUUGUGGUUUUUUUUUUUGUGACUCGCUGUUAAAGGGAAAACAACAUCUCGGUCUAGAAUACUUUGCACUUUACAUUUUUUUUUUUUUUACUUGUCAACCAUGAGCAGGAAUUUUCUUUUAGAAAUAGUUGCACAAUAUUUCUGUUUGCCCUUGUCUCAGUGAGGAACUGCUGUGUUCUAAAUGGUGAGAAAACAAGCACCGUGCUAUGGCUAUUUUUUCUGAAAAUGUUAUCACAAGAUUCUAAUAUAUGAAUGCAUCCUAGCCGAGAAGACUACUGGCCUUUUAUGCAGUUUGAGAAAUACAGUACCUACUUUUCCUUUUGAUUCAUAAAUCUGAAAAAGCCUGUGCUAUUCAUCCAGCUGGCCCAUCAACAACACAGAUCCUGCAUUACAAUGAGACAGUGGAUAAAGGACUGUUUAUGCUGGUGACCUGCACGAACAACAUACUGCACCUGCUACUACAGUAUUGUUUGAUACUCCCUGUAUCCUAUAAAUGCAGGUAUCUUUCUCAUAGUUCAUAUUAUGUAUUCCCAUUAAUUCCCCUGCAGGUUGAGCACGUGUGGCUUUUGUAAGCUGCUACAUCACUGGGGUUGGAGGUGAACAUUGCAUAUAGCACGUGCAGUCAGUACAAAACACACUGGGCUUUAUACUGACUGCGAGCGCCGUUUUACAUUUUAACCUCAAACCCCCCCCCCCUUCCAGGAAGUGGCGUCUUACAAGAGCCGCGGCUUCAUAAACAAAGCGCUAGGUAUUGUUCUACUGGACUGCAGUUUAUUCUCUUAUUCAUAGUAGUAGAGCUACUCAUUCACUACUGAACAUGUUAUAUUAGAGCUUGUUACAAUAAAUACAAAGCUGUAAUAUACAUACUUUUUGAGCAAAUGUAUUUUUCUGGUGCAGCUUUCACAUGCUUUGUUCAUAAUUUUUACCUAUGUAUCUCUGCUGUUUCAUACUCAAAUGAAAUUAAGAAGCCGGUACGGAGACGAAUACUGUAAAUUACUCUCGAUACAUUACCACAUAUUGAGCAAAAUUCCAAUGGAGCAGAUUUGUAAUGGAGGUGGGGAUGAAAACUGAAGGGAACAUAAAAUAUAGGGGAAUUUGUGCGUGGAGUAAAGGAUCCACAAGGAACAGCCACACUAACGUGCGAGUGUCAGGUUAGUUUGUACAUGCCAUUAUAUGAAGAAUGCCAGUUUGUGACCAGACUGAACAAAGUAAGUCAUAUACUCUAUAUCAGGGGUGGGAAACAUUUUUUUCUACCAAGGGCCAUUAGAUUAUUUAUAAAAUCCCUCAGGAGCCAUACAAAAAUUAUCAAUUGAAAAAUUAGCCUGCCCCCAGUCACUUGUUAUGCCCCAGUAGAAAGGCCCCCAGUCAGUUGCUAUGCCCCCUAGUAGCACUGUAUAUAUAUGUGUAUAUAUAUAUAUAUAUGUGUGUGUGUAUGUAUGUGUAUAUAUAUAUAUAUAUAUAUAUAUAUAUAUAUAUAUGUGUAUAUAUAUGUAUGUAUGUAUAUAUGUAUAUAUUACACACACAUAUUGUAAGGGAAAAAUAAAAAAAAACAAUACUCACCAGCCCCUCUCCUGUUUCCGGACCGCUGCCCUCCGCCUGGCCGUCCGCUCCUUGGAACUAUGGGAGCGUCGCACAUGUACACUGCCUGAGCUGGAAGCCGGAGAUCAGGAGUGAGCUCCUGCUUCCGGCUGCUGCUGAGAAGGAGCCGGGCGCCCGCUGGUGACAAUCUCAGCGGGCGCCCGGCAUCUCCCUCGGUUAGGUGAGCCUGGCUGGGUCUGAUCAAGUGUCUUUGCGGGCCCUAUACGGCCCCCGGGCCUGAGGUUCCCCACCCCUGCUCUAUAUGGUAGGUGUGCCACAACCUCUUGAGGGUAUGUUGAAAUGACAUUGCUGCAGCAUAUUACCAAUAGGAGGUGGCAGGUUUUCACUGUAAUUAUUUGUCUAAAAAAAUGGUUUAGAAGGUUGAAAACUCAGUAAAUGGACAUCAUCUUGUAUCAUACUUUUAAGGGAUCUAAUUUAGAGUUCUUGACAUAUCCAAACAGGCUUUUCUCGGAAAAGGUACAGUUUGUGAACAUCCUCCAAAAUUUGUAUGAUGUACAGUACUGUGCAAAAGUUUCAGGCAGGUGUGGAAAAAAUGCAGCAAAAAAAGAAAGCUUUCAAAAAUUGUAGUGUUUAUUUUGAUCAAAUAACACACUGCAAAGUGAUUUAAUUUCGAUUUCUCUUCCAUUCAGUCAAUGUUUGGUUUGACCACCAUUUACCCUUUUGUCUCCAAAUUUAUUCUAGAGCAGGACAACAACCCCAAUCAUACAGCCAAUGGGGGUCAUUCCGACCUGAUCACACUCUGCCAUUUUUUGCAGAGCAGCGAUCAGGUCACUACUGCGCAGCGUAUGCACCGCAAUGCACAGGCGCGUCGUACGGGUACAAAGCGGAUCGUUGCGGGGGGAUGGAUUUUACGAAGAGUCCAUUCGCACAGCCGAUCACAAGAAGAUUGACAGGAAGAGGGCGUUUAUGGGUGUGAACUGACCGUUUUCAGGGAGUGGUUGGAAAAACGCAGGCAUGACCAAGCGUUUGCAGGGCGGGUGUCUGACGUCAAUUCUGGGACUGGACAGGCUGAAGUGAUCGCUGCGGCUGAGUAAGUUCAGACCUACUCAGAAACUGCACAAACUAUUUUUGUAGUGCUCGGCUGCGCAGGCGUGCGCACACUUGCAAAGCUGAAAUACACUCCCCAGUGCGCGGCGACUAUGCGUUUGCACGGCUGCAAAAAGUACCUAGCGAGCGAUCAACUCGGAAUGACUUUUGAUCAGGGUUAUUUGGGUAGUUUCUGUUGUCAUGAUUUAAAAAGAGUAAACAGUUGUUUGACAAUAAAUGGCUUCACCCAACCACUAA